Messenger RNA from Rana temporaria (common frog), 1920 nucleotides. RefSeq names its product REX4 homolog, 3'-5' exonuclease (gene REXO4). Gene Ontology annotation, biological process: rRNA processing; DNA catabolic process. The record is from RefSeq and is a predicted model, not a curated record. The coding region runs from base 157 to 1389 and encodes 410 amino acids. NCBI's taxonomy places the organism in Eukaryota, Metazoa, Chordata, Amphibia, Anura, Ranidae. Gene Ontology annotation, molecular function: nucleic acid binding; 3'-5' exonuclease activity. Gene Ontology annotation, cellular component: nucleus. The transcript has 9 exons.
UGUUGUACACGGAGGGAUUUGGCCGGCGGCUUCCGGUCUUCUCAUGUCACAUGUGUUGUUGGGAAGUUGAGUAGAUCUGCAAUGUGAGGAGCUGCACAUACUGUAGUUCUAUAUUGAACUUCCAGAUAUUAAUCUGUCACCCAUGACGGGACAGAGAUGGGGAAGAUUGAAGUGAAAAAGGACAAACCAUCUUCUGGGGAGCAGGAAAAAAACAAACUUAAACGUACCAAAAAACAGAAAAAGAAGAAAUUCUGGAAGAACAAUCCAACCAUCGCCACCCAGCAGGCUGAGAUCAAAAAGAUUUCUGCAAUACUUCCGCCAAAGAAGCCAGAAGACUUUUCUUCUAACUGGAAGGCACUACAGGCAUUACUGACAUCUGAGAAGAGCAGCACUAUUACUGAAUCGGCACCAGCAAAGCCCUUUAAAAAGGAGGAAAAAUUGCCAAAGUUAGGAAGGCAGAAGGCUGACCCACUAAUUAAAGAAAAUGCCUCCAGUGUCUCCACGGUUAAAGAGGUUCCAACUGAUGACAGAAAACCAAAGAGCGCUACAGAGAAUGCUGGGAUUAUAAACAAGGGAAGUGAGAAAAGAAGGCUGUUGCAAGCAAAAGGGGACGAAAAACCUUCUAAACAUCACAAGAAGAAAGCGGCUGAAACAAGCAUACCGGAGACACCAAAGCUUGACCUCUGGUUUGAUGACGUGGAUCCGGAUGACAUAGAGGCAGCGCUGGGACCAGAAGCUGGUCAGAUUGCCCGCAAGAUGCAAGGCUUGCCGGAAAAGAAGUCUGAUGCAGUAGACAUGAUCCUGGUGAAAGAUCGAGCAUUUGAGGGGCUUACCAGGACAGUUGCAAUAGACUGUGAGAUGGUUGGUGUGGGCACAGAUGGUGAAGAAAGCAUAGUUGCCCGGGUGUCUAUCGUCAAUCAGUUUGGCAAGUGCAUUUAUGAUAAGUAUGUCAGACCCACUGAACGUGUUACGGACUACAGGACAGAGUUCAGUGGCAUCCGGCCUGGGAAUAUUAAGAAUGGUGAAGAUUUUAAGGUUGUACAGAAAGAAGUGUCUGAAAUCCUUAGGGGGCGUAUCUUGGUUGGUCAUGCUGUGCAUAAUGACUUGAAGAUCCUCUUUUUGGAUCAUCCUAAAAAGGCCACCAGAGACACCCAAAAGUACAAACCCUUCAGAAAAGAGGUCAAGAGUGGACGUCCAUCUUUGAAACUUCUAUGUGAAAAGAUCCUCAAUGUCAGAGUACAGACAGGUGAACACUCCUCGGUGCAAGAUGCGCAGGCUGCCAUGAGGUUAUACACCAUGGAGAAGAAGAACUGGGAAUCUGGAAUUAAAGAAAAAUACAACAAAACUAAAGUGGAACCCAAAAAAAUUGAACAGACUUCCCUUGACUAGCUCUGGCUGGACAGUUUAUAUCCUGUUGACCCAUUUGGAUGAGCUGCUAGACUCUCACCAUCUUUCUUCCCCUAUGUCAUUUUGCUGCACCUUUCACAACUGAUACAUCUGAAGGGUGUGUGUCACUCCUGUGAAUUUUGUGAUGGAAGAAAUGUUUAGUGAACUUUUUUCAAAUGUUUUUUUUUAAAAGAUCAAAGGAAACAAGGAGGCAAAAAACACCAACACCACACUCUUUCCUAGCUAACACAGAUAAUGUACAGAACACAGCCAACUCACGAAUUGGGUUUUGUGAUGUUUUAUGAAAUGCCCAUUUUUGGGAUUAUAUAAAUUACAAACUGUGAAGACUCAGUAUGUGCAGUAACAGCUGCAAUCAGGAACCGGACUGUGAGACCUUCUUUUCUACAUACUGACCACAGCUUAUACAGUUCCAUAUUGUGUCUGUGUUUUUAUUUGCUUUGUAAGAUGUCACUCAAGUGAAUCUUGGAAUGUAUUUUCUUCUCGCUGUAACAAUAUAGCAGAACCUCAGAUUUA